GCGCGGCGCACGUUAGCUCAGCUAGGAACGGGGAAGAUGGCGGCGUCCGUGGUUUGCCGGGUCGCCAGCGCCGGGGCACAAGUGCUGCUGCGCACCAGUCGCUCGCGGGCCUUGAUGAGGAGACCUGCCUUGAGUACGGCAACUUUCGCCGAGGCCCUCCAAUUCAUGCCGGAGACUCAGGUUAGCCUGCUGGACAACGGCGUGCGUGUGGCCUCGGAGCAGUCUUCCCAGCCCACCUGCACGGUGGGGGUGUGGAUUGACGUUGGCAGCCGUUUUGAGUCUCAGAAGAACAAUGGAGCAGGCUACUUUGUGGAGCAUCUGGCUUUCAAGGGAACAAAAAAUCGGCCUGGUAGUGCCCUGGAGAAGGAGGUGGAGAGCAUGGGGGCCCAUCUUAAUGCCUACAGCACCCGGGAGCACACAGCUUACUACAUCAAGGCACUGUCCAAGGAUCUGCCGAAAGCUGUGGAGCUCCUGGCUGACAUUGUGCAGAACUGUAGCCUGGAAGACUCACAGAUUGAGAAGGAACGUGAUGUGAUUCUGCGGGAGAUGCAGGAGAAUGAUGCGUCUAUGCGGGACGUGGUAUUUGACUACCUGCAUGCCACAGCAUUCCAGGGCACACCUCUAGCCCAGGCUGUGGAAGGGCCCAGUGAGAAUGUCAGGAAGCUGUCUCGUGCAGACUUGACUGAGUACCUCAGCAGGCAUUACAAGGCCCCUCGCAUGGUGCUGGCAGCAGCUGGAGGAGUGGAGCACCGGCAGUUGUUAGACCUUGCUCAGAAGCACUUUGGCAGUGUCUCUGGGACGUACGCAGAGGAUGCUGUGCCCAGUCUUACUCCGUGCCGCUUCACUGGCAGUGAGAUCCGCCACCGUGACGAUGCCCUGCCUUUGGCCCAUGUGGCCAUUGCAGUAGAGGGUCCUGGCUGGGCCAACCCAGACAAUGUGGCCCUUCAAGUAGCCAAUGCCAUCAUCGGCCACUAUGACUGCACUUAUGGUGGUGGCGUGGUGAGUGCCAGGAGUGAGCAUGGGACCAUGCCUUCAGAGAAGAGCUGGUGCUGGGGCUUUGUGCUCUCUUGCUGUGAGGAUCAGGGUAUGGACUGCAGCAAGAGGGUUGGUGCUGACUACCUUUUACCCUGGCAGCACCUGUCUAGCCCACUGGCUUCUGUUGCCGUCGCCAACAAGCUGUGCCAGAGUUUCCAGACCUUCAACAUUUGCUAUGCAGAGACUGGGUUGCUAGGCGCACACUUUGUCUGUGAUCGAAUGAGCAUCGAUGACAUGAUGUUCUUUCUGCAAGGCCAGUGGAUGCGCCUGUGCACCAGUGCCACGGAGAGUGAGGUGACCCGGGGCAAAAACAUCCUCAGAAAUGCCCUAGUGUCUCAUCUGGAUGGCACUACUCCUAUUUGCGAGGACAUUGGACGCAGCCUCUUGACCUAUGGCCGCCGCAUCCCCCUGACCGAGUGGGAAAGCCGGAUUGCGGAGGUAGAUGCCAGUGUGGUACGUGAGGUCUGCUCCAAGUACUUCUAUGACCAGUGUCCAGCAGUGGCUGGAUUGGGCCCCAUCGAGCAGCUCCCAGACUACAACCGGAUCCGUAGUGGCAUGUUCUGGCUGCGCUUCUAGGCAGGAAGCCUGUGUAAGCAAGAGGGCGGAGCCAGGGCUCAUGGUUCCCCAUCACCACGACAAACAUACCACUCCAGCUGCUCAAACCCGUGCCACAGAUUACCACCAGUAAUAAAGUCUUCUGUUGAGA
Messenger RNA from Carlito syrichta (Philippine tarsier), 1741 nucleotides. Its product is annotated as cytochrome b-c1 complex subunit 1, mitochondrial. Gene Ontology annotation, molecular function: metal ion binding. The record is from RefSeq and is a predicted model, not a curated record. NCBI's taxonomy places the organism in Eukaryota, Metazoa, Chordata, Mammalia, Primates, Tarsiidae. The transcript has 12 exons. Gene Ontology annotation, cellular component: mitochondrion. The coding region runs from base 37 to 1611 and encodes 524 amino acids.